AUGCUAGUAACAUUCUGGGUGGCGGUCUGCCUCGCCAGCAGUGCCGUUGUGGCUGUCUCUCUUGACAAACCAUACUACGACCUGGACGACGCCGAAAAUCUUUUCAAAGACUUCAUUAAGCAGCAUGGAAAAGUAUACAAUGGAAGAGAAUAUUUAGAAAGACUUGAAAUUUUCAAGGAAAGUUUAAAAGAUAUAAACUUUCGAAAUGAAAAGUAUCCUCUGACGGUGUUUGCAGUAAAUCGCUUCUCUGAUUUAACACCUGAUGAGCUGGAAUUAUACCGUGGCAUCGUGCCUUUAAGAAAUGUAACAGAAAAUAAAACUACAAUGCCUUUUCACCCUAACAUUGUGUCUAAUGAAGUACCCGCAUUUGACUGGAGAAAAGAAGGGAUUAUUUCACCCGUCAAGGACCAAGGAAAAUGUGGCUGCGGGUAUAUCUUUGCUACAGUUGCUAACGUCGAAUCCAGGUAUGCUAUGAAGCAUAGGCAGUGUCUGGCCUUCUCUGAGAGCCAGGCUCUUGACUGUUGCUCACAUAACAGAGGAUGUGAGGGAGGCAGCGGUAUGGACAUGUUGUGGGUCUUAAGAGAUUAUUAUCAACAAGAUAUGGGAUUCAUGAUGGAAAAAGAUUAUCCAUAUUACCCAGAAAAGCAGGCUUGUCAUUAUAACAAGAGCGAGGAAGUUACUAAGAUACUUCCUUGGAGCAUUCUACUGCCGGUUCAUGAUGAAGAAUACUUAAAGAUCUUUUUGGGUGCAGUGGAUGAGGCUGCUGCUAAAUUUAAGCUUGGUAAAUACGCCAAUCUAGGACCGCUAGGAUAUUGUUCCGGACUUACAGACACUGCAUCUAAAAAACACCUAUUUUUCAUUUCAGGCUUAAGUGCUGCUGAUUUCAAACAUUAUUCUGGAGGAAUACUGGAACCUGACUUGUGCACCGGCAAACCUUUAGAUCACUGCGUGCUCUUAGUAGGGUAUGGAGAAGAAAAGGGCAAAAAGUUUUGGAUACUUAAAAACUCGUGGGGAGAGGAUUGGGGCGAGAAAGGUUACGUGAGACUGGUGCGAGGAGUCAACGCAUGCGAGAUUGGCAAUACCCUUUUGAUAAUUGCUAAUAUACCUUAA
This is a messenger RNA of Cydia splendana, 1110 nucleotides long. RefSeq names its product procathepsin L-like. The transcript has 5 exons. The coding region runs from base 1 to 1110 and encodes 369 amino acids. Gene Ontology annotation, cellular component: lysosome. The record is from RefSeq and is a predicted model, not a curated record. Gene Ontology annotation, molecular function: cysteine-type endopeptidase activity. Lineage: Eukaryota; Metazoa; Arthropoda; Insecta; Lepidoptera; Tortricidae.